Fusarium musae is the source of this 471-nucleotide messenger RNA. RefSeq lists its product as uncharacterized. Bases 1 to 471 code for a protein of 156 amino acids. Gene Ontology annotation, cellular component: plasma membrane. NCBI's taxonomy places the organism in Eukaryota, Fungi, Ascomycota, Sordariomycetes, Hypocreales, Nectriaceae. Gene Ontology annotation, biological process: pantothenate import across plasma membrane. Gene Ontology annotation, molecular function: pantothenate transmembrane transporter activity. The transcript is spliced from 3 exons. The record is from RefSeq and is a predicted model, not a curated record.
AUGAAUGGUCGUCUGGGUUUAGCUGCGUGGCGAUGGCUGUUCAUCCUCGACUUUUUGAUCAGUGUCCCAGUCGUCAUUCUUGGCCUUAUUGUUUGCCCUGGUAAGACAGAAGCGUACAUCAUACUAUUUGCGCUUGGCCUAACACGUCACUGGACAGAUGAACCGAAGUCCAAGAAAGUCUGGUGGAUUACUGAACAGGAGAGGCAGCGAUGUAUCCAGCGAAUGGCCGAUGAAGGCCGAGACGCUGGAAAUUUUCACUGGGAUCGUGCACUUAUCAAGCAGGUUCUGACAUCUUGGCAACUUUAUGCGUUUUGCCUUGCAUGGGCGUUCAUGGAACUCACUUGUGGUGUAAACCUUCAGCGAUGGAUGACACUGUGGAUCAAGUCUCUCCGAAUUGAUGGAAAGCCCAAGUACAGCACCGAGAAAGUCAACGCGAUUCCUACGGCGGUCGGAUGUACACUAUCAGAAUAG